UCACUGUCUCUCUCUCCUCCACCACCUCCCCCAAUUGCCCAAAUCAUAUCUGAGAGAGAGAGAGAGAGAGAGAGAGAGAGAGAGAUAAUGGCAGGAGGAGUGUUCGCCGUUGAAGGAAAUGACAGUGGCUUCGCCGGAAGGUUAACAAUGUCAGUGGUGAUCACUUGCAUCGUUGCUGCUUCUGGUGGCUUAAUCUUUGGCUAUGACAUCGGGAUUUCAGGAGGAGUGACAACAAUGGAACCUUUCCUCCGAAAAUUCUUCCCAUCGGUACUAAGGAAGAUGAAAGCUACUGAGAAGAAUCUUUACUGUGUCUUCGACAGUCAAGUUCUCACAUCAUUCACCUCUUCACUGUACAUAGCUGGGUUGGCUGCAUCCCUUGUGGCUAGUCGCCUCACAAGAGCUUUGGGUCGCAGAGCCACUAUGGUUCUAGGGGGUUGCACCUUCUUCAUUGGAGCGGUCAUUAAUGGUGCUGCUGUUAAUAUUGCAAUGCUCAUACUGGGCCGCAUUUUGCUUGGAUUUGGUGUUGGUUUCACUAACCAGGCAACCCCCGUGUAUCUAUCGGAGAUGGCGCCAUCCAAAUGGCGCGGUGCGUUCAGCACAGGCUUCCAGUUCUUCAUUGGCAUAGGUGUGGUCGCAGCUAAUGGAUUAAACUACGGCUCAUCUCGGCUCGAGUGGGGCUGGCGACUCUCACUCGGUGUUGCAGCCUUACCUGCAAUUGUUAUGACACUUGGUGCUCUAGUCAUCUCCGAUACGCCCAGCAGUCUUGUGGAACGUGGCAAGCUGGCAGAGGCUGAACAAUCACUACGACGAGCUCGAGGAGUCAACUCGGACGUAGAAGCAGAGCUGAAUUCUCUCAUCAAGACGACCGAAGUCAUGAAAGCCGCAAAUCAGGAGCCGUUCAAGACAAUAUUUGAGAGGCAAUAUAGGCCCCACCUCGUGAUGUCCGUGGCAAUACCUUUCUUUCAGCAGCUCACAGGGAUUAAUGUGAUAGCGUUUUAUGCGCCGGUCCUCUUCCAAUCAGUCGGCUUCGGAAACGACUCGGCUCUCAUGGCUUCUCUUAUAUUGGGCGUUGUCAACCUCUGCUCGAUUCUCGUGUCGACCGGUUUAGUGGACCGGUAUGGUCGGAGAGCUCUGUUCUUGCAGGGUGGGACCCAGAUGUUCCUCUGCCAGGUGGCUGUGGCUUCUGUUCUAGGGGCUAAGAUAGGAGUCUCUGGGAAGGAAACUUUGUCCAAGGACUAUGCCAUUUUGGUACUGGUGUUUAUGUGCACAUACGCUGCUGGAUUUGGAUGGUCAUGGGGUCCCCUGAGUUGGCUCAUACCAAGUGAGAUAUUUCCUUUGAAAAUCCGGCCGACCGGCCAAAGUAUAAGUGUUGCCGUGAACUUUGCCACAACCUUUGCGCUUGCACAAACCUUCUUGACCAUUCUUUGCCACUUCAAGUAUGGAAUUUUCUUGUUCUAUGCCGGAUGUAUUGUGGUAAUGACCCUCUUUGUUGCUCUUUUCCUUCCUGAGACUAAAGGAGUCCCUCUUGAAUUGAUGCACACAGUAUGGGAGAAUCACUGGUAUUGGCGAAGGUUUGUCAAACGCGAAUCCGCCCCGACGACAUUGCCGAAACAAAUGGAUUGAUUUCUAUAAAUCAAAUUAUAAAUCACAUUCAUGCAGUAAUGGCAGCUCAGUUCAUGUUUUUUUUAUUUUUUUGGAAAUGCUUUUUCUUUACCAUCUAAUUGACAAUGGUGCCUUUUGUACAAGCUCUUUUGAUUUAUGACUAUUGUAAUGUUUAAAGAUCUUGUUGGGAUUUCCUGUAAAA
Macadamia integrifolia is the source of this 1804-nucleotide messenger RNA. Its product is annotated as sugar transport protein 5-like. Gene Ontology annotation, molecular function: monosaccharide transmembrane transporter activity. Gene Ontology annotation, cellular component: membrane. The record is from RefSeq and is a predicted model, not a curated record. NCBI's taxonomy places the organism in Eukaryota, Viridiplantae, Streptophyta, Magnoliopsida, Proteales, Proteaceae. The coding region runs from base 88 to 1623 and encodes 511 amino acids. Gene Ontology annotation, biological process: monosaccharide transmembrane transport. The transcript has 4 exons.